UGUCUCCUUAAACACAGCUCUGCUGUGCCAGUGGAGCUGAUGACAAGCAGAACAGGAGCUUGCAAAGUAUGAGGAAGUGUCUGGAGCAGGUUGGGUCUUCCACCCCUAAAUUAACCCUGUAGCUACUGAUUGCUAAGCGCAAUUAAAUGUUAUGUAGAGUCCCUUUCUCCUUCCAACCAAAGCAGCCAGCCAGGGCCGGGCCAUUUAACACACACCUUCAUUUUUUUUUCCCAAGUGAGAACGUAGCUUCUACAAUUAUGUUUGGAUAACGAGUUCUUUGUGGCAUGUGAAAAUGAGCAUUCCCUUCUGAGUAACGCGCUGUGACUCAGUACUAUUGCAUGGCUGCUUAUUUUCAUUCAAGAGCUUGUUUUCAUUCAAGAACUUUCCCUUUGGAGGAUUUUCUUUCCCUAAAAUCUGUUGACUUUCUAAAAAGAAGUUGUCAAAAGCUCUGCGGGUUCAGGCACUUGUUUGACAGCUGAGCAGAGGAGGAGGGAUCUCAUGAUGGGAACCAGCAAUGCAACCUACGCUUGUGAGCUGGGGUCCAUGGGACCAGGAGUGAUGCCUGCAGCUGUGAAGUGGAAUGCCAUGGCCAGCUCCUCAGACAGUGAAGAUGACAGUUUCAUGGCCGUGGAUCCAGAAGAAGCUGUGGUUGAGGGAACAAUGGAGCAAGAUGAGGAGCCACAUGCUGAGCUGGAGGUGGAGGAGCCCAGGCAUAACAGAUCCAUGUUGGAGCUCCCCGAGGAGGUUUUGGAGUAUAUCCUGUCCUUCCUUUCCCCCUAUCAGGAGCACAAAACUGCUGCCCUUGUCUGCAAACAGUGGUAUCGACUAAUCAAAGGUGUGGCCCAUCAGUGUUAUCAUGGCUUUAUCAAAGCAGUGCAAGAAGGAAACAUUCAGUGGGAGAGCCGCACUUACCCUUACCCAGGAACCCCCAUCACGCAACGCUUCUCACACAGUGCAUGUUAUUACGAUGCCAACCAGUCGAUGUACGUGUUUGGAGGCUGCACGCAAAGCAGCUGUAACGCUGCCUUCAAUGACCUCUGGAGACUUGAUCUGAACAGCAAAGAGUGGAUCCGGCCCCUGGCAUCAGGCUCAUACCCCUCACCCAAGGCUGGGGCCACGCUGGUUGUCUACAAGGACCUGCUGGUGCUGUUUGGUGGGUGGACGCGGCCGAGCCCAUACCCCCUUCACCAGCCAGAGCGGUUCUUCGAUGAAAUCCACACAUACUCACCCUCCAAAAACUGGUGGAACUGCAUCGUGACCACCCAUGGCCCUCCUCCCAUGGCAGGACACUCCUCCUGUGUCAUUGAGGACAAAAUGAUUGUCUUUGGGGGUUCGCUGGGAUCUCGGCAAAUGAGCAACGAUGUCUGGGUGCUGGAUCUCGAGCAGUGGGCUUGGUCCAAGCCAAACAUCUCUGGGCCCAGCCCUCACCCGCGGGGCGGCCAAUCUCAGAUUGUCAUAGAUGACGAAACCAUUUUAAUCCUUGGUGGCUGUGGUGGUCCCAACGCACUGUUCAAAGACGCCUGGCUGCUGCACAUGCAGGCAAACCCCUGGACAUGGCAGCCACUCAAGGUAGAGAAUGAGGACCAUGGAGCCCCGGAGCUGUGGUGCCAUCCUGCCUGCAGGGUAGGACAGUGCGUCGUGGUCUUCAGCCAGGCUCCCAGCGGCAGAGCCCCGCUGAGCCCCAGCCUGAACUCUCGUCCCUCUCCCAUCAGUGCCACACCGCCCGCCCUGGUCCCCGAAACACGCGAGUACCGCUCCCAGUCCCCGGUCAGGACCACAGAUGAGGCUCCUUGUGUCAAUGGCCGCUGGGGCACCCUCAGGCCCAGAGCCCAGCGCCAGACACCCUCAGGUUCACGGGAGGGCAGCCUCUCCCCAGCCAGAGGUGACAGCUCCCCGGUGCUCAAUGGUGGCAGCUUAUCGCCCGGGGCUGCGGCGCCUGGCGGUGCCUCCUUGGACAGCCCAGUGCAGCUCAUAUCGCCCGGCACACCCGGAGCCACUGAAGGAUGUGACCUAAAAGUUGGGCUCGCUCUGGCACCGAGGCGAGGAUCGCUGCCGGAGCAGAAGGACCUACGGUUGGGCUCCAUCGAUUUGAGCUGGGAGCAGAAAGCAGCUUCCCUGUGCCAGACGGAUGGCGCGGAGGGCAGGACGCUGCGGAACCCCCCCGAGCACACCAACGGCAUCCACACACCACCCCACUCUCUGCCGGGAGCCGUGUCCCCCGGAGCGCUCCGCAGGAGCUUGGAGGCCAUCAAAGCUCUCUCUUCCAAAGCUCCCCCAGCUUCUGCUGCUCUCAGCCCCCCGCUUGGCUCCUCACCGGGCUCCCCGGGCAGCCAAGGCAGCGGUGCCGACGCACGGCCGGGCUCUGCUCAAGGUGACAGCCACUCGCUGCCGCCCAUCGCCCGCCGCCUGGGCCACCACCCCCCGCAGUCCCUCAACGUGGGGAAGCCUUUGUACCAGAGCAUGAACUGCAAACCCAUGCAGAUGUAUGUGCUGGACAUUAAGGACACCAAGGAAAAAGGACGAGUUAAAUGGAAGGUGUUCACUAGCAGCUCGGUGGUGGGGCCACCCGAGACCAGCUUGCACACGGUGGUGCAAGGCAGAGGGGAGCUGAUCAUAUUCGGUGGUCUGAUGGACAAGAAACAGAACGUGAAGUACUAUCCCAAAACAAAUGCCUUGUACUUUGUGCGAGCAAAGAGAUAAUGUGGCCCGAGCUCAUCGCCACCGCUCCCCUCCCCCCGUGGCUCUCCCUCUCCCUCUGAAAUCUGUCGUGCAGGCAUUCAAACUGUGAAUUAGGGAACAACAAACAAUGCAGCCCAAGCCAACCUCCAGCACGCCCCGGUGAAGCAAAUCGUGUUUACAAGCAGGGGAGCAGCGCCCUGCUGUAGGACCUGUUACUGUGCUCCAUGCUGCAGCCCAGGCCAAGGAUGUAGGGCGAGUCACGGUGCUUUCCUAGAGCCAACCUUGCAGCAGGAGGCUGUCAGCUCAUUGCACUGACCAUUCCCGUGCUGGGAGGAAGGAAAACAACAGCAAUACCUGAACAAACCUUCAGCACUGCAAGCUGUGACCGUAAGCUUUGCUCGACACAAACACGAUGCCUUCUUUUUGCCUCUCACCCCUUUGGCCUGACAGCUUCGUUCCUGUCCUUGUUGCAGGACCGUAAGAAGGAAGAAAGGACAGUUUUGCAUUGUAAAGCCAAAAAAAUAAUCAUUGUGAACAGGACGGGCAGGACUUGCUCCCAAUGGAAAUGCUGAAAGGAACAGGCUGAAUGCUGAGCGUUGGUGCACCCGAGCGGCACGGCGUGAGCCUCCACCGCAGGAACAAAACCAUCUUUGCAUGUGCCUCCUUCCGCAAAGAUUAAAACAAAGCAAAAAUCCAAAUGGAUUCAACCCGUGUGUCCGUCUGGGACAAACAUCCUUCCUUCCUGCCUCCUUCCUUCCUUCUCUUUCAGCUCGAGGUUGGGGAGGGAAGCUGGGGCUCCAUAUUACCAACAGCGCCUGCCCUUCCUGAGGAUGCUCCCGGCUUCAGCACCUGAAAUAGCCAAAAGAAAGUAGGAAAUUCAGCCCCAAAACACAGCCCUGUGCACCGGCAGCGCCAUGACGUGGUUCCCCAUCUCCUCUCCAUCCCCACUGAGCUUUGCCGGCUUCACCACCACAACCCCCAACCUUUGGGGAUCACAGCCCUCCCCCUAUUAAAGUAUCGGGGUUCUCUUUGUUUUCUACCUACAAUAUGAACCUGUUUUGGUCCAACAGGGCUGAGGGGAAGCCCCGUUUGGGAUGGGGCUGGGGAGAGGGCAAUGCCUCAUCUGCAGUUUGUAGAUACACCUUCAGUUCAAUCCAAUCCCAAAUCCCCUCUCCUUAUGGGGGGACCCCCAUGUGACGUCCCAUGUUUCUCUCCUGUCUGCAUGUCUCAGCCUCCCCUUCAAAGUCAAAACCACGGAGCUGUUGGGAGCUGGGUAUGAUGUUCUCACCCAUCCCCACCAGCUGCCACCCUUUGUGUUCUCCCAACAGCCUCAAAUCCCUUUAAACUACCCCAAAAUGGCAGCGCCCGGCUGCAGGGCCACACUAUGGGAGGGGGUGGGGGGGAGGGGGUUGAGGAGUCCCUUUUUGGUGAUAUUUAAUGAAAUCUGUGUACAUUUUUGGGUUGGUUUUUUAUGUUCUGCUCUUUCUCUUUCUCUCCCUCGAGGAAUUUUUAGCCGUUGAACAAAUAAAACUUGGAAGAAGUGGC
Messenger RNA from Coturnix japonica (Japanese quail), 4224 nucleotides. RefSeq names its product F-box protein 42 (gene FBXO42). Lineage: Eukaryota; Metazoa; Chordata; Aves; Galliformes; Phasianidae. Gene Ontology annotation, molecular function: protein binding; ubiquitin-like ligase-substrate adaptor activity. Gene Ontology annotation, cellular component: SCF ubiquitin ligase complex. The record is from RefSeq and is a predicted model, not a curated record.